CGUCCCAUAUCUGAAUAAUGGUUAUUGGGCCGAAAGGUGGGUUGUGGCCACAACAAUUUUCUGCCAUCUACGCAUCAAAGGAGUCACGCUCACGCGCGUUUUCAAUCCGCAACUCUUGAGAAAUCUGAGGGGUUAGAAUGGCGAGUAGCUGGAGAAGAACGGUGGGUAACGUAAGGUCCUUCAUAGGCAAUUCUAUGGGAGGCCUUAGAGGCGGUAGCAACCUUGCUUCUUGGGUUGUCGCCGGAACCCUAGCCUACUUCCUCUGGAUCAAACCCUCCCAAGACCUCAAGCGUCAACAGCAGGAACAGGCUUCUCUCGCCGCCUCCGAUCCGUAUCGCUACGUUGAGACUCGAAAACCCAUUCCCGAUCCUCAAGUAACCGGUUUGGUAUAUGGAAACAAAAACAAGGACAAAGAAAGUAAACCAGAGGAUUAACAUGCAUGUUAGUUGCCUUAGUUGUAUUCACGUUUGCUCCCUUCGUAUGUUAUUAUUUUUUUAGCUUCGAAGAUCAUCGUCCGUAAUAAUCCGUUCUUCAGGAGGCAUGUUAUUGUAUUUAAUAAGUCCUUCUGUUAUUAUUCAUAGAGCAAUGUUAAGGUUGGGUUCAUGAUCACUGUUUGGAUACCUGUUACAUCACAGUUUGUAAAAAUUUUAGAAGAGUUGCAUUAGAAGUUCUGUUGCAUUAGAAGUUCACGAGGGCUUUAGCUAAGAGAGUUUAUGUGCGUGUACUUUUCAAAAUUCUUGAAACCGGCAUCUAAUUAUAAUUAUUCCCCUGGCUCUCUUUCUC
Abrus precatorius (Indian licorice) is the source of this 783-nucleotide messenger RNA. RefSeq lists its product as uncharacterized. Bases 138 to 434 code for a protein of 98 amino acids. The transcript has 2 exons. NCBI's taxonomy places the organism in Eukaryota, Viridiplantae, Streptophyta, Magnoliopsida, Fabales, Fabaceae. The record is from RefSeq and is a predicted model, not a curated record.